Molecule: messenger RNA, 38315 nt
Organism: Podarcis lilfordi (Lilford's wall lizard)
Lineage: Eukaryota; Metazoa; Chordata; Lepidosauria; Squamata; Lacertidae
Source: the annotation of a GenBank genome assembly
CCAACCAUCUCGUCUUCUGUUGUCCCCUUCUCCUUGUGCCCUCCAUCUUCCCCAACAUCAGGGUCUUUUCCAAGGAGUCUUCUCUUCUCAUGAUGUGGCCAAAGUACUGGAGUCUCAGUUUCAGGAUCUGUCCUUCCAGUGAGCACUCAGGGCUGAUCUCCUUCGGAAUGGAGAGGUUUGAUCUUCUUGCAGUCCAUGGGACUCUCAAGAGUCUCCUCCAGCACCAUAAUUCAAAAGCAUCAAUUCUUUGGCAAUCAGCCUUCUUUAUGGUCCAGCUCUCAUUUCCAUACAUUACUACUAGGAAAACCAUAGCCUUAACUACACGACAUCUUAGCCUGUUGUUAAUCAAGCAUCUCUUUUGGCACAAGGAAAGUUUUUGUAGACUAGGUUGUGGAAGGCUAACAUAGGCCUUUCUUUCCACCAUGUUAAGGUGUAGGGUGGUCCAUUGUGGACCCCAACUUCUUCAUUUGCUCCCUCUUGUCCUCACUUCCUCAAGACAGCCUCAAGACCCCUUCCCAACUGACCCAGUCACCGCAGCUGCCUUGGUUGCUAGGCAACCAGAGCAUCUCUCGUCCCAUCAACGAGCAACUUCCCCCUCCUCUCGUCCUAUCGAUUCAGGCUUUCCCUAGCCCCAUCUCCCUGUUGCUAAGCAACCAGGGCCCUAGCCCCCUAUUGGCCGAGGCGCUUCUUUCUUCCCCGCCAUAUCAAGGCAAAGGCAAGCACGUGCCCCAAACACGCGCAGAAACAGACCCUCUACGGCCACGCCCCUCCAUCAGAGCCUGGCCCAAUCGCCACACACUGAAGGGCGGGGCUUUGGGGGACGUGAUUGACAGCCGCUGAUGUUCGGCGGCACCGCGAGUGGUUCCCGUUAGGUGGGCGGUGAGGAGAGCUGAGAGAAAGCGGCGGAGGGCAGCGGAGCUGAGGAGGGGGAUGAAGGAAAGGGUGCAGGAGCUCAGACCAAUCGCGACGCGUCAGUGGGAGGAGUGGGCGGGGCAGCGAGCGCGAAUGAGUCCCGGCCUCCUCCUCCUUUCCCAGCCGGCCUGGUCGAUUCACUUCCAGCCGAAGAGGGAUCCUUCCGCCUUUGGAAUCACACACACUCACCACACAUAACGGCGGCGAAGGAGGCGGCGGCGGCAGCAGCAGCACUAGCGGCAGCAGCAGCAGCAGCACCGUGUGUGCCUCCGCCUAUUGCCUACCGCGGGGGUUUCUUUUGUCGUGCUAGUGGCCGUUGGAACCGGAGAGGCGGGAGAGGAAACGGCACGGCGGCCGGGCGAAGCGGGUGGAUUGGCCGCCGGGGGGGAGGAGGAGGAGGCGGCGGCGGCUGACGGGAAAACAAGGGAAGAAGGGAGGAGGGCGGGUGAGCAGCGACGGCGGCGGGCUUUUCUCCUCCGCCCUGCCGGAGAGGGGGAUGGAGAGAGCCGGGCUGAGGCGGAGGGAGGGAGCCGCCCCGUGAGGGGGAAAGGAGGAGGGUGGGAAAUCAAGAGGAGGCCUCCACUCCUCAUCCGCCAAAUAGCGGGCCUAGGCCCUCCCUCAGCUCCCUCCCUCCCCCUUGCCCCCCCCAUUUAGCCUCGGUUUCUGAGGAGGGGGGAGAUUAACACGUGAGGCCCACCCGGUUCCCUACCCCUUCUUUUCAUGCCGGGGGGGUACCUCAGCCCCUCGCCCGCCGCCCUCCUCCGCCCUUCCCCCAGCCUCGACCAUCAUCAGCCCGUUGAGGAGGACCCUCGCCCCUCCCCCACCUGAUCAGGGCCCCAUUUGGCCCUCCGAUCGAGGCCUUCUCCUGGGGUCCUCACUGUUCUCUCCUCUCCCUCUCCCUCUCCCCCAUUGGGGUGCUCUGAUUUCGUGCUUGGCCCCAUCUCUGAGGGUCCUCUACUUUUAUCCGCUUUUGCAGCCUUGCAGAAGCUGCUCUGCCUCUGCCUCCCUCUCUCCCUCCCUUUUCAGGUCCUACACCCUUCAUUAAUUUGGUCUCUGCACUUUUACCCUUAUUAGCAACCAGAUCCUCAGUCCUAGUUUCUUUUUCUUUUUGGGGGUGGUGGGUGGGGGUGUUCUGUCUACCUUUCCCUUCAGUGUUGAUAUCCGUGCUGCCUCCUUUUACAAACCAACAACCAAACCCUCUUUCAGGCUAGGCCCUAUUAGCCAAGUCUCUAUCUGGGUCUGGUCUUUAAAAAAAUCUCCCCUCCUGUGCAACACGUCUCUGGCCACCCUCUGCCCUGGGGGGUUCUGCUGCCUCUGGUGGCAGUAGCUAGCAGCAUGGUAGAGAAGCGGUGUCCACGACUGCAGAGAGAGAGCGUGUACCGCUGGUUUUCUGAGCUGCCUUCUCCUCAACGGGUGGAGUUCCUUUGUGGCCUGCUGGACUUGUGCAUCCCACUUGAGUUACGUUUCCUGGGAGCCUGCCUAGAGGACCUGGCCCGCAAAGACUAUCACUCACUGCGGGAUUCCGAAAUCAAGGCCAAUAACCCGGCUGAUCUGGGCAGCCUCACCAACCUGACGGAUGAGGUGGUGCGCAGCAAGCUCUUGGUCUCACUUGCACUCCUGGGCUCAUCCCACCGGGAAGCAGCUGGCGUCCUCUUCCGCACCCUCACCCAUAUUGACUCUGUCAUCAACAACUAUGGACUGCAGCUCAAUGAGGGUCGGACUGGGGAUGAGUUUUUGCUGCUCUUCACCAUGGCCUCCAACCACCCUGCCUUCAGUUUCCACCAAAAGCAGGUGCUGAGGCAAGAGCUCACCAAGAUCCAAAACAUCAUUGCCAGUACUAGCAAGAGUCCCAGCACUCCCACAGCUAGCAACAUGGGAACUUGUCCUGGUUGCCACAAGGUGUGUAUUACAUCCAGGGACUUCUCUUCCAGGGACUGUAGAGGUGGCAGGGGCAGUAUUCUUUCCUUUUGGGGAGGAGGGUGUCUGCCUAUUAGGAUAUAGCUGAGAAAGAGUGUCUUGCAGCUAUGGUUUAUGGUGGCUGUUGGCUAGUUUCAACAAUGGGCCAGAAAGGUCACUUUUCUCCCUAUCCACUUCUUCUCAUCAGUAGAGUGUCAAACUCCAUUCUCUUAUGUGCAUUCACACUCUCAUCUCUUAGGAUGCUCUUUCAUCAAUAGUUGGUGUUCUUUUUUAAACUCUAGUAAGAUAGUCCCAUGCCUAAUGGUCAGAAGCUGCUCAGAUGUGGGUCCUAAGUAAAACAAUAGCCAUUCUGUGAAGUGUAUAGCUGUUUUGCACUGGCCAUUCUUUAGAUAGACCAAGAGAAUAGCUUCCUGCUGUUUUACUCUGGAAAGGUAGAGACCUAAGUAUUUGCUUUUUCAGAUGGAGUUAUUAAAUGGUCCUGCUAAAGGAACUUGAGACCAAAAGGCAUUUGAGGAGCAAAUGGGGUCUGGAAUUUGUUUUAAUUGCAAGUAUCUGUCCAGUAAUACUCAAAAUUUCAUAUUGUCUCCAUUUAGCUGUAAAAGCGAUUAAAGCCCUUAGCAAAAUUGGAUGAUAAUUGUGCUUGAAAUUGUUUAUUUAAUGAUUUAAGAUAGCUGAGUGAAUUCUAUGUGAUUUGGAGCUACAGGUUAAAGUUACUUCCUGCAGGCAUCCUUUAUUAGUGUGCUGGUUUUGUCACUGUUAUUUUGACACUUUCACAUGUGUCUUUUGUGUAGCAUCAGUAAGGAGAGAUGAGGCAUGAAUGGUUUUACAUUCCAAGUAAGGUGCUGAUAGAGUGGUAUAAUAUAAAAGAGUUUUGAGACUUUUCAGAAGUGGUCGAAGGCAAGCUUUGCUUUUGUUACUGUGGCUUUGUAAUGUAAACUUGACAGGUCAACAUAUGUUAAAAGUGAAGCUUUUUUAGAACUUUCACUGUGAAAAAACUGUUCUGGUUCAGGGGUUCUGACACAAACUGGUCCAUUGUGAGACUGAUAGGUCUGUGAAUGGAAGCAUCUAUCUGAUAGCUAAUAUUUACUUUGCUAGAACAUUGCUUUCCGUGUGUGUUUAAGAGAGAGAGACCUGCUUGUUGGUUGGUAUAUAAAAACAGUGAAAUGUGUUGUUUUGUGAAUUUUGAUAGUUCCAAGUCUCCGAAUAUUUAAGAAACAUAAACUCUAUUCUUUGUUUCAAAGAAUAAAACUUCAUUUAUUGGAAUAAACUGACAUUUUUAGACCAGCUACAGGUAGCGCUCUCUCUCUCUACACACAGACACACACACACACACACACACACACAGAGAGAGAGAGAGAGCGCGCGCGCUAUUGGAUUCAAUCUGUAGCUAGACAAGCAACAGACAACAUUCUCUGGCAGUCCCUGUUAAAUGACCUAUACAAAUUCCAAGUACUAUUAGAUGUGAGGCUUCUUUACACACUUGUAAAGUCCAAUACUCUUAAAUGUCAGAAAACCACCACAAUACAUUUGUAUGAAAAUCUUUACCACAGAGAAGAAAAAGUACAAGCCUAGCUUGAAACACUACGCAGUAGGAUGUAAGAUGUAUUUUCUAUCAUAGUUGGGACUCAUGGAAGUGGCCAGAAGGUGUGCUGUGGGCUUUGAAAGGGGAAUCCCUGAACUUGGAAUCCCUUGGGUGGAGAAUCCAAAAAAAGAGCUUCCUUUUGGCAUCCUGUGGGCUUUGUGGUAUAAAUCAGAAAAUAUAGCAUCUUUGCUCAAUGUUUAUUUAACUCAUGACUGUAUCAAAAACACGAUAGCAUACUAUAGUAACAAAUGCAACAGUACCAUAAAAAUUAAUUAAUGUUAAGCAAGUAUAGUGCCUUAGAUUCUUGGUACUCAUGUCCAGCUCAAUGAAUGCCUUCUCAGACACAUCUUAAAAUCACAAAAAGGUAUUAAAAAGGAAUGUUUUCCUGUUCUGAAUAUAGUUCAUCAUUAAAUAUCCAUAUAAUGGUGCUUUAGUCCAACAACAUCUCUAUGGCCCUAGAUUUCCCAUCCAAGCCUUAGUCUGACCAACUUUUUUUAAGACAUGUUAUGCAACAAAUUUCCCUAUUAACUACUGAAGUAAAGAGUACUUUUUCUUCAUAUUUUCUGUGAACUUUGACAGUGGUCACUAACAGGAAAACUAGUGGUGAAAAGUGUAUGCUACUCUAAAGUAGGCUUGUAUGAAUGUCAUAUUUUCAAUGCUUAUUCAGAUGCUUUGAUUCUACAAAUAAUUUACUUAUUAAAAUAUUAUAUCAACAGCAAUAAUUAACCCUACAGCGAUCAAUAAUCCUGAGAUUGUUAAAAGGGGAAAAGAGAACUAUCUGUAUAAUGAUAUAAAACAGUUCUUUCUAGAAUGUUGCCUUGGAGCCACCUAAUCAUUCUUGGUGCCAGGAACAUGCUGCAUGCUAAGGAUAGACAUGUUCCUCCUUCUCUUGCACAUACUUACUUUCCCUUCCAUGGCUUCCUUUAAAUGUGAUCCCUGACCCCCUUUAACCAGGAUUUGCAGACCAUUUUUAAUUCCUAGUUAGUAUUAAUCUUAGUUAAUAUUGAGGCUGGCAUAAUGCUACAUCAUGUUUAAAACAAACCAUGAAAUGUGGGAUUUGCACAGGAGAAGGAGGGAAGGAAAGAGCUUGAUGCUGAUCUAAUCAUAGGUAAGAGUUGGGACUGAUCCAUUUUAAAAAGAAAAUGUGGCAAGAAAACAGGUAACAAAAACUUAACAUAAGAAGAGCUAGAAAGGUAUUCUGGAGAAGAAUGUUCUACAGGCUGGCUGCUGCUAUAGAAAAUAUACCCUCAUGUGUACCUUCUCUCCAGCAAGUGGAGGUUUAACAGAAGCAACAUCUGUAAAAGAGAUAUUUGGGGUACCAUUCUCUUUGCUUGUUAGCUUCUUUUACUUGAUGAUACUUGUUGUACAUUCUCCUUGAAACCUAACACAACAAUAAGAUAUUCUUAGGCUGCAGUUGUAACCCCACCUACCUGGUAGUAAGCCCCAUUGAAUUCAGUUAGUGCUUAUUUCUUAGUAAACAAAGUUUGGAUUGUGCUAUUAGUCUUGACUUUAUUUGUUGCCUCCAUUCAUCCAGUUGUUUGCUUCCUUGAGAGCAAAGUUUAUCUUUACCCACUUUUCUUGUAAAAAAACAACCAAAGUUCCUGUUGUUUAUCAGGAUGCUAAUGGAUAGCCAGUUCUGCGAUGAAUGCUAUUUCUUGCCUUCAGUUUGCAGUUGUAGUGUCUUAACAGUUUUUAUACAGAGUUGAUGCCUGGAUUACUUAAAACAAUUGCAUUUAGGCUAACUCUAUUAGAGUGUGGGGGUGUACUUUAGAAAUAACAAAUACUGGUCUUCAACACCUUUUUAUGACAGUAAUACUGGGUGGGCAAGUGCUGCUUUGGUGCACAUGGUUCUGUGUCUCAGGGAUGAUGAAAGACAUAGAGAUGGACAGAGUAUGAUGCUGUUUAAAAAGCAGGUGGAGGAUAUUAGGAGACCAUUAACACUGGAAGAAAGUGUAACUGGAUGAGGAGCAGUAACUUAUUGGGAUCCUGCUGGGGCCACAUUUCAGAAAUAGGCGAGUAGGCAAGCUAGGGGUCUUAGCAUGGACUAGCUGGCUCCAGUGUGAGUUGUGUGCAAAUGUCCUGUUGUGUCUAGAAGGUGGGAGGACAGUGAUUGGUAAGGCAGUGUAUAUAAUGGUUUAUGUUCCAACAGUUGCAUUCUGUAACUUUAAGAAAGGGAAGGGCCUCAGAAAACACAGCUGAUUUUGUAAACAAUUGUUCUACUGCAUUUCUUCCUUCUGAGGAGUAUCAACAAUAUGUUGCAUUAGAGGAAAAAGUUACAGUUGUAUUAAGCCCCAGCUACAAUAACAUUGGUAGCCAUAAGUGCUGCAUUUGGAAAUGAUUGGGGCCUUUUGUUCGUAUGUGUAUUUUAUGAAAGUGAGUCAUCAUAUUAGGUGAACUUGUGUUGGUUGUGAAAUGAGAGUCAGGCUUAUAUCCAGAAAAUGAAAUCUUGGGGAAGUUAGGUACCCUUUUGCAACUAGGAUAAACAGUAGUAACAAACUGAUGCAAGCUAGGCUUCAACAAACAAGAGUCUUCAGGUUGUUCACAUGGUGUUGGUUCAUGUGCAAAGCCAAACCUUGAACUGAAUCCUAAUUUGGAAACCUCAUAGUGUAAUACCCUUUGGAUCCUCAUCAUGGGUAUGAUAACAUACCAUAAAUACAAAGGAACUUGUAAAUAGGAAAGUUGCUUUCAGUUAAAUAACCAUGGGGCUAUUAGAAGAUUCUGACUUGGAGAAAUAAAACUGACUAGUUUGUUUCUUGUGGUUUUCUUCCUUCCCAGGUCACUCCAAGAUCUGAGACCCCCAUAAACAACAUCGGUAACAGUUUAGAAAAUGCACUACAUACAUCAGCACAUUCCAUUGAGGAGUCAUUACCCAAGAGGCCUUCAGGGAAACACUCCAAAGGUGCAUCUACGGGUUUUGCAUGAUAUUUCUGUAUAAUACUCCUAUUUUUGAAGAAAAAGAUAUAUUUCUGCUUUAAAAUAUUUUAAGAAUUGACUCUAGAUGAUAAAGUGUGUUUGGUGUUUCUCGUUCAGCGCUGAAUUAAUAUCAGUUUAUAGAUAAAUUGAUGCACAUAAAUUAUGCCUGUUUAUAAAUUAGUAUUUAAUGCUCAUGUGCGUUGUAGGGGGUUGGACUAGAUGACUACUGUGAUCCCUUCCAACUCUACAAUUCUACUAUUUCUAUUAUUUCCAUUCUUUGCAUUUCUGGACUUGGUCUCCAACACCAAAUAGACAUCAGCAGAUUGUCCUUUGGAAGGAAUUCUGAUCUAUAUUUUGUGUGGUAUGACCAGUAAUGCUUUUUCUGUAUUGCGUUCCGUAUCUCCUGUAUAAUGAUUAAAAACAAUUCUUUUGAAACCACUGGUGAUUUCAGAAAAUGCACUGGGGUGUUGAAAAGUUGGAUUUGCAACAAAAUGUUGCAGUGUGGAGUUCCAGUUAGUAAUAUCCCCUCCAAUAUACUCCAAUUCCCUUCCCACUUGGUUUUCUGUUCUUCCUUUCCUCUUUCCUCUUCCCCCUUCCUGCCCCAGUAGUUCACCAGCAUUCCAUGGUGACUGAGCAUGCUCAAACCUCAUUUAGGAUUUUUCUUAAGAUGGGAUUUGUACUUCUGCAAACUUCCGGCUUUCUCCAAGUUUGCUGAAACUUCCCUCUUGUGCCAGGGUUAGAGAGAAUGAUGAUUCUACAGCAAAGACUUGGAAAGCAGAAGCCAAGUUAUUUGUCCUUUGUUUCUUGACUUUCUGUGUUUUGGAACCUUGCCAGUGAAGUGACAUUAGUUAUAAGUAGACAUAACAUUUCUAUUAAUACUUACUUGAAAGUAAAAUGUGCAGUGAAUCCAAAUUCUUUGUUUAGUUUUGUUUGAUGAAAACAGGAAAUGCUUAAUUUUCUAGGCGUGCUGUUCCUGGUUUGGGUAUAUAUUUGUGAACAAUCCAGCGGUAAUCCAGAAGGAAAGGAAAGUGCCUUGUUCAUUCCCUAUUUAUUUUUCAGUGCAACAAUUUUAUCUCUCGUCUCUCUGUGGCAGUUCUGCAACUGCAACAAUUAUAGUAGCGCUUGCCCCCAGAGCUUCUGGUUAGCCACAGGAGUUGCUAUUCUUUAUUGUAUUGGUGUGCAGGUAUGUUUUCCAUGGCUCUGUCUUGCAUUCCUCCUUGUGUCUUUAAAAGAUUAUAAUAGUAUUAAAUGAUUUAGAGAAUCAAAACAAGGGAGUAUGCUAUUAUUCAUGCUGCUUUAUGUCUCAACCAAGUACAAAUCUGCUUUCAGUUCUUCUAGUUCAUGCAAGUGAAAUUAAUAGCCAGGUUGUAUUAGCCCACUUCAGUAGAGACCUACAUGGCAGAUUCUGAAUUGACAGCCUGUCUUACGCAUGUAGGGCAAAGCACUGUUGUACUGAAUAUCCAAUGCUUCAAUUAAGUUCCACUUCAUAAACAAUUGUAAGCUGCUUUCCAUUGUUACCUCUAGUCCAGUUAUUGUUCUUCUGUGGCUUUUCAUAGUUUGUAUGUUUCAUACCUCAAGGGCAUACACUUCCUUUUUCUAAAAAGUUUUUAUUGUUAAAAUAAUUCAGCAUUAAUACAUACAUAUUGCGAAUAUACAAACAUACAUUUCAUUCAAUCCUUAAAAAUGUUCAAACAUACCUACACUCAAUCCCACAGAUAAUUCACUUCCAAUAUCAGUGGAUCUAUAUAGGUCUGAUCCUCUCUGUUUGCACUGGGAUUUUAGCAUGUGAGAUCUUAAUGAGCAAAACUUACCUUUCCUAGCAUCAGAAUGAGAUACAGGUUGCGUUUAAAAUCUCACAUUCUAAAAUCUCAGUGGAAGUCUUGAUACCUUUCCUAGAGCCAGAGUGAGUUAUCCAAACUUCCAUUGAGAUUUUAGAAUGUGAGAUUUAAUUAAACAAACUUUAACUCACUCUGGUGGUAGGAAAGGUAUCAAUGCUCCCAGUGUUCUGUUUCAAUUGGCAAUCCCCAAAUAUCAUCUAGGAAUAUUUGUGAUACUAUCCUCUUCACCAUAUGAUUUGUUAUGAUGGAAAAUCUUGUACUGUCAUUAAUAUAGGCACAACUUCUCAUGGGCCAAAGUAUUGUACAUAGACACUCACCUUCCUAAAAUAUGCUUUGAAGCAAAAAGAGUUAAACUUGAUAAAUACUAAGCAAGUCCAAGAAGUUUAAUUCCUUAUGAAGUUCAGCUUCUGUCUUUUUGUCUACAUAUUAAAUUGAGCUAAUUUCCAAAAGAAUUGAAAACAGUCUUUCCAUUCUGUGAGAUCACAUGCACAGAGAAAACUAGAGCCUCCCUGACAAUAAUCCAGUGAAUGAUCUGUGUCUAAUCAGUCUAGUCCAGAGUUUCCCAACCUGGUGCCUCCCAGAUGUGUGGGACUACAGCUCCCAUCAUCCUCUACCAUUAGUCAUGCUGGCCUGGGUUGAUGGAACUUGGAGUCCAGUAACAUCUGGAGAGUACUGGUUUGUGAGAACAUUGCUCUAGUCCAAUAUUAAAAACAAUGAAUACAGGCAUUCAGUAGACCAGUACCUGAUAAACAUUGGACAUUCCUUUUAUCUUAUUGUUGCUAGAGAACCUGCAAUUAAGGUCCCUGAAUGUAAACAUAAAACAAAACAAGAUUAUUCUCUCUACUUUUUGGGCAGAUGAUAAGAGCAACAAGUAGUAUUUAUGUAUGCUGCAUGUCUGUUUAGAACUGUAACAGAUGUUGUCCUGACCACAGCAUAUUUUCCAAAAGCAUAGUGUGGGAUAAAGUACAUUAAACCAGAUGUUGAAGAGAAUUCUACAUUCGAUAAGCUUUUACAGUAGUAGUUUAUAAUGGAGAAAACAUUAAAACCUUACUGCAUAGGGCUCCUCAUAUGACUUCUUUGGAGCACUUACAUAGGAACAUAUAUAAUAGGUAUGCAGUCAUGUCAAGAAUGUAGCAUCUUCCAAGCUCCAGCAAUCACUGCAAUAUAGAAACAUGUGAUUUUUAUGUGAGGUGGUGUAUAGGGCUCUUUUUCUUUUAACAUCUUUAGUAGGGUGUAAAACAAAUAGUGUGAGACAGUUCUGCAUUUAUAAUGCAGGGGUAGAGAACCUCAGACCAGGGUCCAAAUGAUACCCUUCGGCUUUUACUACCUGAUCCUUGAGUCGGAUCCCCAGCUAAACCCUCUGUUCCCAGGCCACACCCUAAUUGGUCUGACAUUUGGCCCACCUUCUUGCCCUCCUUGAGUGUUUUAGCCUGAGUGGAAUGUGUCUGUGAACUCUGAUAAUGCUUCUUCCUUGUCUGGAUGGAGGAGAGGUGUGAGUGUAUGGAACUAGUCUUUCUGUACAAAGGUAAAUUUUAAAUUAGCUGCUUCUCCUCCUUUUGCCUCUGACCCCACCCACCACUUGCAUGUGGCCCCUGAAGAUUUCCAACAAGGGAAUAUAGCUGUCAGACUGAAGAAGAUUUCUACCCUGUUAUAGAUGUUGUACCUCAGCAUAGAAUCAAUCUGCAUCUUAAAGUUUUUUCUCCCGCAGGUUAUUCUCCUGCACAGAGUGGUUAAAUUUUAAAGAGAUGAAAGAAUACUGCUGAUUGCUAGUUUCAUUAUUUCUUGCUAUUGCUAUUACUGUAACUCAUUACUCAGUCUGUCUCUUGCUCACAUAUUUCCUAAUAUAUGUUGCUUGUAUACACACAUGUUUCUCUGGAAGACUUGUUUAAAAAACAUUUGAAGCUGAACAUCCAAUGGUUUAAAGAAGAUGAGGUUCAAGUGUCAGCAGUAAUAAUAAGAGGUUAUAAGAGGUUACCCAGAAUAUAUCCACUUGCAUGUGGAGGGAAGGGAAAAGCUUAAUCUUUAUAUUGCCAGUAUUGAAUUGAUUUGGAGAUGAUGGCUCCCAACUGAGUGCAAAUAUGUGCACUUACAUCUAACUGAAGUCAAGUGAGAAUAAUAUUCGUGCAAGAAUUGAGAAAGUACUUAUACAUUUUCCUGCAGCCUGCUUGGAAUCUAUAGUCACUGUAGUAGUUUUUGUAUAGGGUCCAAAUAUGAAAAAAUAUCAGGGCUAACACUGCUGAGAAAACUUCUAUCAAAUAGCACCUGUAGUAUACAGGCCUUAGUCUGAGAGGAAUAUAACCUGAUAAAAUAGAAAGCUCCAUAGAACAGGAGAUCAUAACAUGUGGCUGGGUCAGGACCAGUGCCAUUUGAUUGUGAGGGCCUACUAUGAAUGGAAAACUUUGGAAAGUGAUGUGAAGAAGUAUGUCCGGCCCUAGCCAAGGAGAAUGAAAACCAGAUGAAACUCCAAAUACUUCACUAUUUAAGAUUUCAAAUGAUGCAAAAUUAGUAAAACAUGGAUUUUCUGUCCAUUAUGCAGCUCUACCAUGUAGCAGCAUUCUAAACUUAAGAUGAAAGGGAAUGUUGAACCUGAACUCUUCUAAAUUCAUGGCCACAUUUUAGUACAGUACUGUAAUUUUCAUGGGAUAUUUUAGUAGUAUACUUUUAAAGCAUGGAAAUUGUUUAUGGCAUAUUUAAGUUCUUCUGUUUCUAAUGUUGUUAACCUACAUUGAAUCUAUAUGGUCUAGGCAAUUUUAAGUCUUAAAAGGGGUAAAUGAUGCAGCCUUUUGAUCAACUUUAGAAGUAAUGGGAAUCAAGAUGUAGCAAUACAGGUCAGCUGUCACGCAGCAAAAUGACUUGUCUUUGGUGAUGACUAUCCCCCCAAAUUGAUUUUUAAAUUUAUUUUAUAGUUUGAAUAGCCAUAAUUUUGUUUUCUCUGAUCAAGCAAAAAAGAAAGCAGAAGAAGGAAGAAAAGACCAAGUAGAAAAUGCAGAGCUGCUAUCCUCUCUAACGUCUUGUGUUGUGCUUCUUAGGAAGGACCAUUGAUUUAUUGCAUUACCUCACUGCAUUGAGUGUAUCCAUUUCAUCAGUGUAUCAUGCCUGUGCUAUUUUUAACAAUAACUUGAAGGGGCAGCACUGAUGAAAUUACAUCAUUUACAUACACGGCUGAGAGAAAGUGGUAUAAAUCACCAAGAUCAUUUAAGAGAGUAUCCCUGUGUGACUCAUGUGAACAGGUUGGGUGACUUCAAAGAGUGAUCGGAUGGGGCUGUUAUUCCUUGAGUAGCAAGAAGCUAUGCAGUGAUAAUAGUUGCAUUUUCUGUAUUUUGACUUGGGGCAGGUGUUUUGUGAAAUACCUAGCCUUUGCCAGAGUUUGAAGAUGAAUUACAGUUGUUUGUUUUUUCUACUAUCAUCCGAAAUACAGCAUGUCAUAGACUCCUGUUUAAAGUACUUUGGAAGGAGUUGGGUGAGGAGGGAAGGAAGAAUAGGCAGGUCUGGACUGGGUUGGUAUUUGUUAGAUUUCUGGAAAGCAACUGUCCUCUGAUAGUUAAUGCUUGUAAAUAACUACUUAGUGGUAGGGGAAAAGAGUUAGCUUGAGGCUACUUUUUAAACUGAACGAGGCAAUUGAUUCUUUCAGGCUGUAGUGUAGAUUGUCAACAAGUGGGCAUGUGUGGGCACACUGGCCAGUAACAUGUGUGGGCUUUGUUGCAAUUGUGUGUGACAUCAGUAUCUAUAAGCUUCUAAGACAGGGUGGUCCAAUGCUCAUCCUGAGGGCCGCAUACGGCCUUCAAUACAUUUUUUGGUGGCCCUCAGCAACAUUUGACGCCUGCCCUUAGCCCUCUCACCGCCUUCCCAAAGCUGGGUAAGCAAGGAGCUAGGCCUUGGGAAGGAAGUGGGAGGGCUCUGCUGAGAACAGGACAAGACAGCCAAGGCAGGAUUAAAUCCUAUCCUCCAUAUCAGCUGAUGCAACUACUGAUGUCAGCAGGUAGGCGUGGUAUGGGGAAAAUGGUCUCACAGGGUAAUUUGGCGGGCCAAGAUUAGCCUGUGAGCUGAUGUUUCCCCACCCUGGCAUACAGUAGUAUGAUGUAGUAUUAUAAUAUUUUACAUCUUAAAAUAGUAUUCACUAUUUUUAUGUCGUAUGUAUACAUGUAUAUUCUGGUUACGAAUUCCAUGUUGGACACUGAAAUCCCUAAGUAAAUCAAUAGACACAAUUAUCAAAAUGCAGAGAAUCACUUCCUCUUAUUCACAAUCUUAAUUUCAUAGUCUCUUUACCAUUUUAUGUCUGAAUUAUAUUAAGGCUGCAGUUUUUUAGUCACAAAUGUUACUCUGCAUAGAGCUUUUUCAGACUGCCAUCUGAUCUGGCUGGGGUGUCUUAUCACAAGACAGUUCUCAGGCGCAUGCUGUCAGAGCAGCUGCUGAUACUAUAUUGUAGUCCCACUGACAGGUUCCAGGUAUAAUCCUACAUGGAUUAAUUAAUGCCUGAAAAACAUGAAUGUUCUGCAGCUGCUUCAGAUCCUGAUUUGAUUAAUUCUGUCAAGCGGCUGUUUAUUUCACAGGAUACUACAGAAAUUCAAUUUUAACAUUAAUAGACUUAACUACCCUGAAUUUGUCCAAUCCUUUUUUAAAAGGUUAUGGCUGCAUUGUUUAGUCAUGAAUACUACAAAUCAGGCCUUGUCCGUUCAAGCAGUAGAUCACAUGGUAAAAUUGGUGUUGGGCUGUAUCACAAAAUUACCUGUAGAGAGACUGCAUACCAGAAUGAUUUCCUGUUCAUAGAAUAGGUAGACCCUGUACGUAGAAAAAUAGUGCAUCAAAAUGAAUGUUGGAUUCAAUUCCCCAAUUUGAUCCACCUGAUUUGUCAUUGUAUAAACCCUCUGUCAUAUCCUCCAUCCUAGCAUUCCCUAUCUCUUUAAAAAAUAAAAAGGCGGCUCACACUGCUCCUACCCCUUGAUAAUUUUUAGUUGCCCUUUUCUAGCUCUUAAGAAAUCAUUCUGAGACUGGGCAACUAACUGUGCAUGUCGCUGCAACAUAGGUUUAUAUUAAUCUACUGUGACAUGCAUCCAGCCUGUUUAAUAGCUUGUUUUAAUUUUGUGUACUGAACGUUCCAUUGGGCUAUGCCUCUAGAGAUCCUGUGUUUGGAGCAGUCCAGGUUUCCCAUACAGAGAGUUUCCUCUUAUUACAGUUGGAAAGUGAACCUUGCAUGUUGUACUUUAAAGGCUUUAUUCAAAGUGAAGCCAAAUGUUGUUUUUAUGGCACCCCCCCCCCCCAAAAAAAUCAUUUGCAAAAUUAGCUUAAAUCUUUUCUGUCUACAGCUUGCUGGCUCCAAGGAUAGGUUUCCAAGAUUCAAAAUGGUAAAAAUGUGGGUGUUCAUUUUGGCAUUGCCAACCUCAAUUGUUCUAGAUGUUGAUUCACAUCCCCUUUCUCCCUGAAAUGAAGCUACCUUCGACCAAGUAUAGAUUUUCUAUAUUUGGAAAGUUUAUAUUUAAGCUGCAGGUUGUUAACUGACCUCUGAACUUUGGAUGAUCGCGCUUUUCAGAAGAGGUGCAUGUACUUACUGUAUUACCUUGAAGUCCGGAAUCUUUGUUUUCUACCUAGAACUGAGAUUGCCAAAAAAAUUCAGGACAUUUGUUUAGACUGAUAUGAAGUGUGGCGCUGGAGAUACUUUGACAUUUUUUAAUUCCACCUUUGUCUUUCUGCACACAUUUCAUAGAUUAGAUGUGCAGUGAAUAGGAGAUAAGAAUUUGAAAGAGUAGUGUGAUGAUCAACAAUAUAUUCUCGGCUCCAGGAACAGACAUACAACACUGUUUUUCACAAGUUUGUUCAUUUUCUUUUUUUUAAGCCUCCUAGAAAGUGGGCAGACUCAGUAGUUUUAUUCUUAAUACAAGAUAUAGCACUGUUAUCCAGGGAGUUUUAAGAAACUUAAUACCUUUUUGCUUCUAGCAUCAGAUCAUACUGUGUUGUAUUCAGCUGUUUUGUGCAGAAAUAAUAUUCAUCUGGUUUUUUGUUUCCUGUUCCUGAGAUGAGUCAUUCCCCUUUUAAAUAGCAGUUAUUUUUUUCUCAUAACCCUUAAUAUACUAAUAAACUUCUGGAAUACUUAUUAAGAUGGACUUUGUGGUUAACUAAAAUGCUGACUUCACUACUCCUCUGGCCAUUGAAUUCAUACUUUGUUUUGAUUGUUAUUUUUUUAAGAAUGAAAGGAUAUGAGCACAAGUUUUUCUUUUAAUUUAGAUCCUGUUUUUGGAGACACAUGAGAGUUAUUCACCGUCUGAAACUGAAAAUACCCAUUUGCAGAACCAGCCAGGAACAUAAAAAAGAUUAGCACUGCAAUUUAAAAGUAAGGGGCACAACCAAUAAAUAAGCAUUCCAUGUGUUUGUCCCUAUGAAUACUGCUAUUCCAUAAAACAGGAGCAGGAAAUCUCAGGUCUAGAGGUAAAAUAUGGCCCUCCAGGUCUUUCCAACCCUUAAGACACUUCCCCAAACAGGGGGCUUCACUGCCCUUUUCAGUGCUCUUCUCAAGUUCUUUUGCCUGGCUGGAAUUUAUUUAUGUGGGAAUGUUGAGGGUGGCAGGAGAGGAUAUAUUGAUUAUUAAUAUCCUUCCUAACUCGCACUAGCAAGUUUCUUUAUAUAGCAGAGUUACAUUCCCCUUCUUAGGCAGCAGAAAACUGGUUGCAAACAUUUGUGAGUCUCUUAAGACAAUAAACAAUUCAAUCUGGCUUGCCCAGAUUGAGAUAUGUUCUAUUAUUCCUGGUAAGACCCCUUUGAUCCCUCCUAAAAGAAUAAAGACACAACAGUCUUAUUUAUAAGUAACAAAAAGUGGUUUUUCUCAUGAACAUGUGAUCCCUGUGAUCCCUGAAGGCAGGCUUUAGGCUUAAAGUUACAAACAUGUACAAACAGGUUUACCCCAUAUGGGAGAUAACCUGGGGGACUGCUUGGCUGGCAGCCAGCAGUACAGUCCAGGUGAAUCAGGAGGUUCACAGGACAAAAAAAGAUCGAAGAGAGGGAGGUGGCUGCGUGACUUGGCCUUUUACCAGGUCUGGAAAGGUCACACCCACCUACCAGUCACAUGCAAGGAAGGAUGCUCCAGGCCAGGAGGAACAGGAAGUUUCGACUGGCUGGACCAAACAUUCCCUUGCAUGUCCACUCUAGCAAAACAAGGAAUGUUGUAUUUGACUUCUCCCAGUGGAUUACAUCCCCCAAUUUAUUUAUUAAAUUGUAUAACACCUUAUACCUGUAGACCUCAGGGUGGUUCACAACAUAAAAUCACGAUACAAAAAACAGAAAAUACAUAAUAAAAACAAAACCAAAAACCACCCAACAAUCCCCCUUCCACAUCACAUUUUAAAAGGGCAUCAGAUGUCACUCAGCCAAAGGCCUGGUUAAAGAGAAACUUUCGCCUAGCACCUAAAUGUGUAUAAUGAAGGCACCAGCUGAGCUCCCUGAGGAAAGUAUUCCAUAAAUGGGGAACUACUGCAGAGAAAGCCUGUUCUUGUGUUGCCGCCCUCUGGAUCUCUUGUGGAGGAGGCACACAAAGAAGGGCCUCAGAAGGUGAUCUCAGGGUCUGGGUAGGUACAUAUGGAGACAGGUAGUCCUUGAGUUAUUGCAGUCCUUGAACUGUGAUAAUGCCUCUGGCCAGGAUGAAGGAUUGAGGUGUGUAUAGAAACCUCUGCUUCUUGCAUGGCUGAAAUACAUUUAACUGUACAAAGAUAUGAAGUACAUCCUCUGCUCUGUCUACUUCACCUCUGGUCCUGCUUGCUAUUUGCAUGUGGCACCUUGAGGCCUGCCAAUGAAGCUCUUGCACUGAAAAAGUUCCCAGCCCGUCCUGAAAAAUUGGAAAGCACUUUGAAGAGUCUACAAAUACUGUAAUCACUAAAUGGCAGCUCUCCUGUGAUUAACUGUCACUAGCUACUGUAGACAUUCUGUUGCUGAUUUAUUACCAGAUCUCUUCCCCUCUCUUGACCUUGAAAUCUAGUGUAAAGCAACCAUUUAAGAUUGUAAAGCCUUCUGAGUAAAGGACUACAUGCUUCUAUAGAAUUUAGUAGUCUUUAAGUUGGAUAUCAGUUUGCUUAUAGGAAAAAGAUGUCAGUGUGGUAUGUGAGCUGUGUUAAAAGAUUUAAACAACCUUCCUUGUAGAGGUAAGGAGGUCUGUGGUGUCCUUUUUUAGAUCUGCUUUCUUAGAACAGACUGAAUGAAGGUGAAAAUGGAAUGUUAACCUGGUUGCACAUCAUGUUAAAUCAUAGUUAAUGUCUGAACCUGAGUUUGUGGCUGAUUCCUCUCCAAAUAAAGCACAAGCUGCACCAUCAGUUUGUUCUUGCCUUACUGCUCAUGGUUUGCUUGAGGCAAACAUACCACAAACUUUUGCUCUGAUGACAUGGCAAGCCAAAGUUUAUGGUUUGUUCCUCCCAAGGGGAGCAAAGGGGGAAGUUUUGAACAAGAUAUACCAUGCUGCUGCUUCAUGUUUAAUCGUAUUUUAAUCUUAACUAUGGUUUUAACUAUGGGACGCGGGUGGCGCUGUGGGUAAAACCUCAGUGCCUAUAUGACUUGCUGAUUGUAAGGUCGGCGGUUCGAAUCCCCACGGCGGGGUGAGCUCCCGUCGUUCGGUCCCAGCUCCUGCCCACCUAGCAGUUCGAAAGCACCCCUAAGUGCAAGUAGAUAAAUAGGUACCGCUUUAUAGCGGGAAGGUAAACGGCGUUUCCGUGUGCGGCGCUGGUGCUGGCUCGCCAGCUGCAGCUUCAUCAUGCUGGCCACAUGACCCGGAAGUGUCUUCGGACGGCGCCGGCUCCCGGCCUCUUGAGCGAGAUGAACGCGCAACCCUAGAGUCGGACAGUACUGGCCCGUACAGGCAGGGGUACCUUUACCUUACCUUUUUAUGGUUUUAAGAUAAUGGGUGAAUGCAGCCACAGAGAGCUCAUCUUGCAUGAGUGGAAAAAAAUCUUCAUUAUAGUAUUUGAUUGAAGCAACUGUUAAUUAUAAAGGUACUAGGCCUUCCUCAGUGACGAGUAUGGGUGAUGGCAACCUGUCUCUUACAUAGUAGUAGUAAAUAGCCCCAUCUCUUUUGCAUUGCCAAUUGUGUAUACCAAGUUCUGGUACUGUUUUCAACCUACGGGCUUAUCUUUGUAUGCAGACACUUUAGGAAUCAGACGCAUCAGUGCUUCCCUUUCCCUAAUAUACUGUGCACAAAUAGUGGGUUCCCUCAGGGAAAGGUCAGUCAGAUUUUGAAGGGCUCCUUUCACUAUGCAUGGUGUGUGUGCUUGUGCAUAGACAUCUAGAGUAUCUCUCAAAUAUAAAAAUGUAUGUCCACGUUGCCUCUAUAUGGAGUAGCUAGGAUUCCAUGUUCUGGGCUCAUUGUGUUAACUCUGACUUCUGAAGUUUGUUACAUGUCAGUCUUGGCUCAGAUCCAAAGAGCUUGUUCUAGCAUGUCUAAAAGACUUGCACAUGCCCUGUAGUACCUUUUUUACUUGAUCAGUUUUUAUUAAAGCAGACUCCUGUUGUAUCAAAAACUGUUUUGAAUGUGGUUUGGGUGAUCAUACAGUGGGAAAAUAUGCUCAAUGGGGUCAUUGAUUGGAUUUAGAUAAUUCAUUUCAGCAGGAUCAUUGAACAAGCACUGGCUACUAAUGACUCCAAGCUGGAAUUCAGUUAGAUACAAAGCACUUUUUUUACUCUUCUAACCUAUAGGAUAGGCAUAUAAUAAUGUUAUGAAAAAGGUGGUAGUAAGCUUGUGGUAAUUUGAUGUCCAUGCAUGUUUAAUUGCUUCUUAAUAAGUUAUGAAAAGCCCGUAAUUUUUUACCUGCUCACUGGCUGUUUCAUUUUUGGUACUUUACAGGUGCAGAAAAGAGUGAUACACUCUGUGUAUUUGUGUAAAUCAGGGAUGGGGAGCCUCUGGCCUUCAGGCUGUUGUUGGACUCUUAACUCCUAUUAAUCCUUGAUGGGAGUUGGGGUUUAACAGCAGUUUGAGGGCCACUUUCCCCAUGUAAAGCAGACUUGAAAGCAGAAGAAAAUUAAGUCUUUGUCAUGAGCACAGCUCUCCCACAUACCCAAGGAGACAGAAUUGUUUCUGCUUCUACUGUGCUCAUGAUGUCUCUGGAACAAGUUAAUGUGUAUCAGGAGAAUCCUGUGUCUCGUGUGCUGAGCAUUAAAUGGAGUAAAGUUUAAGUCUAAAGGUUUCUAUGUCAUCUUAAUAUUUAAUGAUUUAGAACAGAGUAGGUCAUGAGAUAGGAAGCUCAGCUGAGCUGUUAUAAAUGGGUGGGGUGGAGGUGAAAAAAGGAGUUCAAGUGGAGUGUUCUAGUAAGGAACCCUUGGUUGAAGCCCCAAGAAUAUAGUAUCAGCUAUAUUCCUGAGUUUGCGAUGGCACAUACUCUAUUGAGCAUUGGUGUGAUUUCUUUCUGAAUGUAGUUUACACACAUUUUAAAAAUCAUAUACUGUGUUUCAGAUUUAGUUAAUAAACAGAAUGAAUUCAGGGAUCAUUUGUACUGAAAGGCACCAGACACCAGCUUAUGAGUUGCUGAAUCCAUCUUCUAUUGCUUCAUUUUGAGGCCAAGUCCUAUGACCCUUGGACAUAUGGAUGGCAGCUUUAAUUUUUGCCCUCAGGCCUGACUAGUGCACCUGUGAUGAAGCAGGUGCCUAAGCAACAUAGCACAUGCAAUCAAAACAAGGCACUUGCUCCCUGUAGGGCUGAUGGUGAUAGCAUGCUAUGUUCCUCUUUCCAUCCAUGGCAAAGUGUUCAGAUACCUGCUUCACAGUGGAAUGAGUAUUCUGUAAAUAAAUGACCGGCUGCACUUAGGACUGUUCAUGAAUCCCUAUUAGUUAAGUCUGAUUAGGUUUUAGAGGAAGGUGAACAUGUGAUUGGAGUACAAAGUACUGAAAAGUAAUACUACAAGUAUUAAAUAGUUCUAGAAGCUUAGUUGAGUUUUUAUUUUAUUUUAUUUUAUUUAUGUUUCUUUCAGUGGUUCCUAUAUGUUGGCGCUCUCUGAAUAUGGACCAGACUGAGCAAAAGUGAAACAUGAACUUUUUCAUUUAAAACUGGAAUUCACCAUGUAGAGAGAAAUAAUGUUAUUCAAGAGGUGGGCAAGAGGGGAAGGGAGCUAUGUGAGGUUUGGAAAAAUGCUUAAAUAUUUGUGUUGACUCUUUCCAAAUUACCUUUAUUCACUGGCUGCAUUUGCAGGUCAUGGUAAGCCAUAAAGUUUGGCUUAUUAAAUCAUGCCCCUUUAUGUAAGUUGGUGAGCAAACCAUGACAGGGAAACUUCAGUAUAUCUGAAUCUGAGAUUGUGGUUUGUUAGGAUGAAACAAAUCAUGAUCUUAGGUUUGGACAACAUGCUAAGCUUUUCCCAUUGUGGUUUGUUUGCUCCUCCCUUUGUGCAAGUGGGAGGGGCUCUGGCUGCAUGUACACCUGCAGAGUACAGUUUGCUAAACGAAAUGUUAUGGUUUAGUGUUACAUAUGAAUGCUGCUAUUAUACAGACAUUGCUAUUUUUAAACAUGUUCUUGUUGACUUUGCCUGCUGCAUAUUCACCAGCAAGCUAAGAACAGUUGUGUUUUUAGAAAGGUACAAUCAACCGACUCUUCCUUUUGUUUCAAAAUUGAGUAUUUUGCAUAUGUUAAAAACAUUCUGAGCAAGCAAUAAUUUUGGGUUGUGACAGCCUAUCAUCUAGCUCACUUUUUUAAAAAAAAAAGAUGGUCCAAAUGUACCUCAGUUGUAAAGCCUUAGUCUUGAAUAAGAGCUGCUUACCUCAGGGCUUGAAGUGGUUGUGUAGUUCUUUGAAUGUUGCAAUGUAAAAAAGAAACAAUUAAUUGAGAGUGAUGUUUCCUUUUUGGAAAGUCUGUUUGGAACUCUUCUUCAUUCUGUUUUCGGUGCCAGUACAGUACUGUAUUGGGUAACUUGCAAAGCAAACUUAAAAUUCUGUCAGUUGUUCUUCAAGAUGCUCACAACUUCAGCUCUUUAUAAACUGGCAAAUAGUAUUUCAGCAUGACUUUGUUCUUUAGUAACUAUAUUAAGAGUGGCCUCCUGAUCUCAACUUCUGAAGAUUUCCUCAAAGACAUUUCUGAUAUCUUUUGUAAGUUGAGUUCUGGACAAUUAAAAUGUGAGUUUUAGUACAAUGGUGCCUCGCAAGACGAAAUCAAUCCGUUCCGCGAGUCUCUUUGUCUUGCGGUUUUUUCGUCUUGCGAAGCACGGCUAUUAGCGGCUUAGCGGCUAUUAACGGCUUAGCGGCUUAGCGCCUAUUAACGGCUUAGCGGCUUUAAGAAAAAGGAAACAAACUCGCAAGAACUCGCAAGACGUUUUGUCUUGCGAAGCAAGCCCAUAGGGAAAUUCGUCUUGCGGAACGACUAAAAAAACGGAAAACUCUUUCGUCUUGCGCGUUUUUCAUCUUGCGAGGCAUUCGUCUUGCGAGGCACCACUGUAGCUCCCAUUUGUGGCUUUAUUCCAUAAGUGUUUGGCAGAUUGAGCAAGUAAGUGCCUAUGUUGUUUCUUGCUGUAAAGCCAUGCUUUCAUUAACCAUGUCUUAAUAAAAAGUCUCUUUUAAUUUCAGAAAUAACAGGAUAUGAGUUCUGAAAAUGGCCUUGGCCUGUUUUAAGUCAUUCAUGAGCUUGAUUGAUGAGCACCUUUUGAGUUGACAAUAGGAGCAAAUGUAUGUGUUUUCUCAUGCACAGCAGCAAUGGAAGAGGUUGUCAGUUCUUAGAACAACACAGAAAUGCUCCAUUUAAAGCUCUGUCUAAGGUGGUCUGCAGUCUUGGCUUUGGAAAAUCCUCAAGACUAUUGUGAGCAACCAUUCAGCAUAUGCAUGGCUCCUCAACUGAUCAGUACAUCUCUACUUGGUGACAACAAGAACCAAAUUUCCUAGAGGAAAGGGCAAAGAAUCCCAGUGGCAAAGGGACUUUGAUGCUAACUUUCCUCCAGUAAAAUUAAUAAAGUGUUUUGUUGCACCUUAAAGACUAACACAUUUAUUACAGCAUCAACUUUCAGUGACUUGAGACAACUUCAUUUGAUGAAGUGGAAGAUUAAUCUUCAAAAGCUUAUGCCAUAAUAAAUUUGUUAGUAUUUAAAGUGUCACAGGGUAUUUUUCCUUCAAUAGAAAAGUAUGGCUACACCUCUAGAAAUUUCCCUCACUGUUAUUUUUAUUUUUACAUAAAAACUUGGAGUUUGAAUACUCGAGGUUCAAAUGUAUGCAGAGCCUAGUCUCCUGGAGCCGAUGAAAGGUUUAGUUGGGUGACAAAGUGUUAAUGAUUGGGGAGGGAGGGUGCUCUUUUUCUACCCCUCUAGCAAAACCUUUCUCCUUCACAACCAUAACAAAAACAUUACUGUGUCCUGUAAACGUCUUCCACAUGGAAUCACAAUUACAGUUACCGCAACUGCUUCUGUAAUCACCACAAGUAUAGCUUACUACAAAUCUAGGCUGCUAAGGAUGGGAAAGUUGUCUGAAGUUCAUGAGAGAGGCCUUCAUUCUACAAGUUUUUGGUAGAAAUGAGCUGCUAGAGGGAAUCAAGGAAUUAGAAUUUGGGUGCAUUAGAAAAGGUAAAAGUUGAAAGCAAGAGUGAAACAAAUGCUGGAUGGUUGCCUUGGGAAAACAGGAUUGGAAGUUGGAAGUUGCCAUUCAGCCACUGGCGGAGGAAGAGGGGGGCGGGGAGAGUGCACCACCCCCAGCAACGCGAUCCUGGUGGGGCUCCAUCACGGCUGCCCCCCCCCCGGGACGUGCGCCAACCCCACCCCCGCCUGCUCUCCGCCACUGCAUUCAGCCAUGAUUUUCACUGGAUGACUUUGAGCUAGUCACCAUGCUUAGCCUAGCCUGUUUGGAAGUGUGGGAGUUAGGGGUCAUUAUCAAUCUGAAACUUUCAUACCAAUUUGCUAAGUCUUUUUGUCAUGUUUGGUUUGAUGCCAACCAAGAACACCAGAGUAGACGUGCAGGGUUUUUGCUGUUUUCUACUACCAGGAGCAUCUGUGAACUUGCACCUCUGGAACUGAGAGAAAGGAAAUAAUGUUGUGCAUUCAUCCUUUGCCUGUUUGGGACACAACAAUAUUCCUUUGAGGGGAAGGGCCAUAACUCAGUGGCAGAACAUCUGCUUUGCAUGCAGAAGGUCCCAGGUUCAAUCCCUGUCAUCUUCAGGUAGGCCUGGGAGAGACCUGUGGCUGAAAACUUGAGAACUGCUGCCCAUCCAUGUAGACAGUAGUGAACUGGAUGGACCAAUGUUCUGACAGUAUAAGCUAGUUUUCUAUGUUGCUAACAGAUCUUGUUCAUUUUGUUUUCUAACAGUGAGUGUUGAAAAAGUGGAACUAAAGGGAUUAUCGCAUAGGAAGAAUGAUAGGAACUUUGAAUAUUCCUUUGAGGUAAGUUCCAAGGAAUGAGAACUUUUAAAUUUAAAAGAGGUAUGAAAGGGACCAGCCUUUGGGGCACUCAAAGCCUUGUGGAUUCUAUUGCUUUAGCAGGUGUCUUUUGACCGAAACUAUGUGUUCAAACACUAUUAGCUUUGACACCAAAACUAUAUCUGAAACAUUUGAUAAAAUUUUUCUCAUAUUACAUCACAAUAUACUAAAACAAACAGUAUAUUGAAACCAUGUUCUAACUGGAGGUGAGCCAUACAGUGAUAGGGAAAAUUGGACAUGGGUGUAAAGAUGUUGAAUAGCUAAAAUUUAAUUUUAGCAUUUUUUUUAAAAUGCACUGAAUAUAUUUUACUCUCAGUAUAAGCCACAACAGCAAAAAUCCCUGUGUCUUUUAGCUGCACUCUAAUUCCCUGGUUGUAGAUGAUCCACUGCAGAAGCAGCCUCUUUGCCUCUUCUGUCCAAAUGCUUCUGCCGUUUUUCAUAACUUCUUUCCCCAGCUUUCUACUUAUUCUUGGCUGCUGUUUUAUUAUUGGCGAUUUACAGAAGGAGAGAGAGUUGCAUGUAUAAACUGCUCUACCCAGAAUAUCACAUGCAUAACACGGGUGUUGUGCUAGAAUUUCAGUGGGAAUUACAGGUAGCUGUCAGCAAAAUUGUUCUGGGGCCAACUUGUAUAAAAUAGUACUGAAAAUUCAAAUAUAUUUCUUUAAUUUAGAUUUGUAUCCCAUCCUCUCUGGGCAGAUCUCAUUGGUACUCUCUCACAUUCAGAUGUCUGGAAAGGCAAGUGAGAUGUAAUCUAAUAGAACCAUCCUGCCAUAGUUCUGAAGGCUGUGUAACCUCAAGAGCUUAGUUCCUCACGUUGUAUCAUUUAUCUGUGUGUAAAAGAGAUUUUUUUAAAGCCUUUGGUGGUGCUAGAAGCUCUGCUUUUCGUUUCUUGGUUUUGGUGGAACAAGUGCUGGGAAGAGGAAAUUCCUCAAUUACGUAAUGUAUUUUGAAACUCUCUCCUCUCACCAGUACUUCUGGCAGCAGCAUCAGUUCUGGAAAAUUGUGUGUGUUUGGUUGUCAUUGAUACUAGCGUCAUGUAGAAAUAUCACUCUAAUUUUCUCCCCCUCCCCUCUUUUUUAAGCAUAAGGCAAUAUUUCCCCAUAAUUUACAAAUGCCUCUAUCUCAGACUGAAAAAGUACGAAAUUUAAAGUGCUGGAUAAAUUCUUGGGCAUUGUGUUAAGCUGUAAAUAUAGCUGAAUUAAAUCCGUCAGCCAACAGCCUGAUGAUCCUCUGGCUAGUGUUAAUAAAUUUUCAAUAAAUUUAUUGAAAAUACAUGAAAGGGAACGCUGACCAUGUUGGCUUGGUAAAUCUUCAGGUACAAAUCCAUAGGCAUAGGUUAGAAGCCCAUCUCGUGUCCUGAUAGGCAACUGAUUUGCAGAUUCUACAACGUGUCAUAUUCUCACACACAUUAGCCCCCAUCAUUAACAACUUGCACUGCAAGUGGGUGUGAUUAUUGCAGUAUGUUGACUGUUCCAUCAAUAUGGAGUUCUCCCUUAGUAAUACUUUGCUGAUGUAAAGAGGCACAUUUUGUGCUGCUUUUCUGCUUCAGACCUAAGGAAGCAGAGUAUAGCCACAGCUUUUGUACAAGUUACAGUAGGUGUUGACUGUAGAAUUUGUUCAUGUGAUGGUUUCCGUGUCCUUUUUUAAUAUGGAACAGUUCCUCCCACAUAGAGUAAUGCUACCUGUCCGAAGGAUGGCAUGUGAAAUGCGCUCGGACUUACAGUAUUAACUUGAAAUAUAUUUGGUACACAAAUUCAGAUACAAAGUAAUACACCAUAAUCAGCAAAGGAUUUUGUGUAACAAUGGGAGAAAAAAAUGUUGCAAUCUAUGCCAGUACAGUUUAGUGAGAGUGGCGUAGCAGAUUACUCCAGAGGUCCCAGGGAGAAGGAAGGAAGCUAGUCAUCUUUGGAAUGUAAAAGUAGGCAGAGGUACAUCCCAGAAUCCCUUUUUCAAGUCACCAAUCUGAGGACACUGGUCAUGCAUCCUAGCAAGGCCAAUUCCAGAUGUGUUUGAUGCAGGUAACUCAAAUUCUUCUUUCUUCCCAAAGGUCUUAUGGUCUGAUUCUUCAGUGACAUUGGUAACAAAGUCUUCUGCUGAAGUGACUGAAUUCAUUUCAAAGGUAAAACGAAUAAGAUGUCUUGGGUUGUAUAAAUAAAUGUUUCAGAAUCAUCCUGAGGUAUAUUUUAGUAUCAGUGCAAUUGAAACAGUGGCUAUCUGCAAGGCACUGUUUUUAAAUAAUUGUGUAAAUAAGCUUGGGUUGGUUUGUUUCUUUCAUUUUCAAUUGUUGCAUUCAAACAUAUUGUCUUCUCUCUUAGUUAGGUCAAAUGUACCCAGAAGAAAAAUUGGAGAAAUUCAUUCCAUGCCUAGCUGGUCCAGAUUCAUUUUACUUAGAAAGAAACCACAUGGACCUGGAAUCGGACCUUAGGUAUGCUUUGCAAGUAUUUUAUGUCAGUGCAAAAAGGAAACUACACCAAAUGGAAACCUGUUUGGGUCAAAUACUUGCUGUUAAUAAUUCUCUCGCUCUUUUGAUUGUCUGCAUAUUGGUCUGUGAAUGUUUUGUCAGAUUUACUGGGAUUUAAGUUUACUGUUAGUUUUAUGCACAUUUAUGUUGACAGCAUUUCCUUAGUGUUGAGUAAUUAUGCUCCAAAUGUGGCGUGGCAUAUCUAGUACCUUCUGGACCCAGUACCAGCACUGGCAGUGGCUGUACCUGAAUUGCUAUUACACAUGUUUAAGUCUUUCAAGCAGUUCUACUUGGUAGGGGUUUUUAUUGGCCCCUUGUUUGCAGUUUUAGGAGCCAAAAGGGCCCAUCAGAUACAAAAAUAAUCAGCCAUUUGUGAAAGUUUAUUUUGAUAGCACCAUCUUUUUGGCAGAAAAUAAUAGUGCCAAGUUCCCUAACAAGCAAGUUUUAAAGUACAGAGAAGGAAUCAUACUAGCAGCAGAAGCCCAAGUUAUAGCUUGUGGUAAUGCAGCUCAGAUGAGUCUUAAGGACUCUGCUGCAGCUUUUUAGAUCCUAACUAGGUCAGAACAUUAUUUGGCCCCUGAAAUGAUAAGCCAGGUUCAGUAGAUAAAAAUAGUUACUCUAGCAGGAAAUAGGCUGUAUUCUGAGGGCUCCAAUCAAGUUUAGAAAAUCAUAAUUUAUAGUACUCAGUGGUGUGUUGGAAACAAAAUUUCUGUGUAUCAUUUAGGCUCAAGGAAUGUCUUUCUUCACUUUUGCUAGGAUUGACAGAGCAGCACAAGUAAUUUCCCGGGCUGAGACAGGAAGGAUGUGCCUCUGGUAACAAACCAAAUAGUGCAUCAACAUUUAGUUAGUUUCUUCCCAGUAUUGAAAUUCAUGUUUCGCUGACAUGAGCAAUAUAAUAGUAGAAAUAACUUGGAUCACUGCAGCUAUUGGCUUUGCAAGUUGUAAAGGACAUGAGGUUUCUGGGCUUUUGGAAUCAGUUUUAAUUAGUCCACCUUUGCUGUACUAACUGGCAUAUCCAUACAGUGAUUGGUGUUUCAUAGAAGAGUUGGAGUCCAGAUUCUUUUUCUUUUUAAAAUAACUGGAUUCAUUACAAGUUUGAGGCUCCAAAACUGUAGUGCCUGCAUUUUUCAUAUUAAUGAUUUUCACAUGUCCCUGAUCACUGUAAAAUAAAGCCACAGUCAUGGGACCAUAGAGAUUGUAAUUGGGCCAAGGGUUCCAGAAGAGCACAUACCAGUUGACUUGCCAGAUGUCGUGAUUUGGUCUGGAUUGUUGAGGUUUGCUUAUUUUUCUCCCCACUCGUCUGCAAAUCAGUUUGAUCCCUAGUAAAUGAUCAGAACUGUGAUUAAAAAUGUAAAUGCAAGAGAAACAUAUUCCCAAUUUGAUCUCUUCUCCAUUCCUGCUUCUAAGCAGCUUGUGGGACCUUCCAAUACUUAGUUGCUUUCAAACAAGCCUGUGGAGAAAUUAUGUCAGUAUGUUUAUAUACAGCAUGUAGAUAGCAUAUGUUUCGAGGGAGCUCAGUCUUUUUAAUUUCAAGAGAAAGCAAAGCACUGGCAGAGGAGAACAUUUAAAAGCUUGUCUGCUAUCUUUCACUUCUGUUGAUCUCUUGAAAAUUUAUUAUGUAAGAGCAAUACUAUAAAAUAUUUCCUCUGCUGAAAUUUUCAUUGUUCACAAUUCCAUCCUUGUCUACAUGUACACUUCAAAAUUUGCCCUCCAUUUUAAAUAUUUACCUUGGGAAGUUUUAAGUGGUUUAUUUUAGCCAGUGAGGCCCUAACAGCUUGGGACCAGGUUCUCUCCAAGACCACCUUUUUCCAUAUAGUCUGCCCAGGUCAUUGUAGUCUUUGGAUGCGGUUCUUAUGAUGGUACCAUGUCCUGCUGAAGUUUGGCUUCCUGGAGUUCAGAGCAGGGUCUUUUUAUGUUAUGACAUCCACCUUGUGAAAUGAGCUCCCUUGUGAAAUGAGCUCCUUUUGAAUUAUGGUGCUGGAGGAGAUUCUUGAGAGUCCCAUGGACUGCAAGAAGAUCAAACCUAUCCAUUCUUAAGGAAAUCAGCCCUGAGUGCUCACUGGAAGGACAGAUCGUGAAGCUGAGGCUCCAAUACUUCGGCCACCUCAUGAGAAGAGAAGACUCAUGGAAAAGACCCUGAUGUUGGGAAAGAUGGAGGGCACAAGGAGAAGGGGACGACAGAGGACGAGAUGGUUGGACAGUGUUCUCGCAGCUACCAGCAUGAGUUUGACCAAGGCAGUGGAAGACAGGAGUGCCUGGCGUGCUCUGGUCCAUGGGGUCACAAAGAGUCGGACACGACUAAACGACUAAACAACAACACCCACCUUGUGAAAUGAGCUCCCUAAUGUACCUUUUUGUUUACCCAGAUAUUUCCUGACUGCUGAUACUGAAUUUUUCUUUGUUGCUGAAAUUAUGUUUUUUUGAUUAGUUGACUUUUAACUGUUACUAGUUUUAUGGUUCUUCUGUGUAUUGUAAACAACAUUUGAGAGAAGUGGCAUGCAUUUGUACACACCUACACAUAUACAUAUAUAUAAAUUGUGAUUUAUAGUGCUCGGUUAGCAGCAAUCCAUACAAAUUCAGAUUAGAUUCAUUUUUUUUAGCACAUUGCAGUAUUAAUAUGACCCACUUCGCAUUUCAGAAAUUAGUAGGUGUUUGCGUUUGUUGUGUAUACUCCGUAUCAAGAGAGAACCAUAUUCUUCUCAUUGACUACUUGUGAGGUUCAGGGCUCCUUGUGACAAUUUACACAUUGUAACAAAUAGCAUUUGUCUGUAGGGACCUCCUCAGUAUGUGUGCCUGAUAUUUCCAUAGUGUGUCAAGUAGCUGUUUGUGUCCUGUAUGCUAAAAUGCUUAUUUUGGCACUCUUCUGUUAAAAGCUGCAGUUUUGAUCUUUGUGGUGCAAAUGCAAAGACACCAUUACUCAGUUGAAAUCAUUUUUCAGGUAUUUGGCAUCAUUACCUUCCCACAUCUGGAAAAAUGACCACGUCAAGAAAUUUUUCAACACUUCAUCUCACUCCCAGCAAUUUCAAAGUUCAAGUGAGUUUUAUGAUUCAUUUCUCCCUAUUAACAAACAUGUGAAUAGACAUUUUACCACUCAGGCCUUGUCCAAACACCUGAUCUCCUUGUUUUUAGGUCCAGGCAACACUUCCCUUUAUAAAGUAGGUACGACGCUGGGUGCUUCCGGAAGGUGAGAUGAAUUUAGUGUAUGUGUGAUGUAGGGAAGCUAUAGCAUGCUAUUCAGAUUUCUGUAUAAUGUGAAACAUUUUUCACUAUCACUUUGAAAGUGACUUCACAGAUUGCCCCUUCAUUCUUUGUGUGGAAUAAAUUUGGUAUUGCUGGCAUUAUGUCAUCCUUCUGUUCUGAGCAUGUUUAGAUGACCCAAUGAUAAACUCAAAAGACAUUCAGAGGUGGCAUUUUACUUUGUACAGGUGCUUUAUUUCAGUGGAGAGAAUUAACAUAGAAAAUGUUUAGUUGCCUUUGAAAAUCAACACAUCAUUUACAGUUCUGAUGUAAGAUUUCCCAUGUAUAUUCUUCCAUGGAAACAAAUUCCUCAAAACACUUAUGAGGAUAUAAAUGCUAACUUACAACUGGCCUAUGAAAAGCAGCUAAAACUCAUCCCUACGUUUCUAUACAAGAGGCUCAUGUUGAAGUAAAUAUGCAGGAUGGUUAGUCACUUACUGCAUCUACAUAAUCCUCACUUCUGCUCCCUUUUCUUGGUUAUGCCUGUUGGCACUGUCAGAUCAGUAAUUCCUUAACCUAAGCAGCUGGAGUAACUGUGGCCUUACAUUCGCCAGCCCUCUGACUUUUCAUUGUUAUGCUGGCUCUUCAGAAAGAUGGCAAACUGCAUCAUGGAUCAAGGGGACAUGCUCUAGAAUGAAACGAGAAUGUACAGUAUUCCUGUUCUUGGUUUGAUGCAUAGAAUAGUUUCUCCUUCUAUGUUUGCAGACCUAUCUGUGGCGUAGCUGGUAUCCAGUCUUCACAGAAUAGUCUCCAGCAUCAUGUGCAGCAUCCGACCGCUACACCUGUUGCACUCCCCCACUGCACUCAUACAGGUGGGGCUGCAUCCUCACUCACUUGCCGCUCCCAGUUGGAGAACUCUUCAUCAGUAUUGACUCCCAGUCCUCAAACCCCCCAGGAACAAAAUGGGAUUUUAGACUGGCUGCGGAAACUACGCUUGCACAAGUACUACCCUGUUUUCAAACAGCUCUCAAUGGAGAAGGUAGAGUCCUGGCUUGGCUAGGGGAAAACAGUUUGCGGUGUUUGUUUUGCUGUAUUAAUCUGUGGUAUAGAGAGAGAAUGCAAAUUUUGGGAUAGGCUUAAGACUGAUUAGAAAUGCUGAUAUGACUUCUUCAGCGAUUUGGCUUUCUGGUAAAAGUCUUCAUCUAAUAUUUAGAAGUUUCUUUGUGAAAUGUUGACACACUACAAGUAUUUACCCUCUAAGAAAAGCUGUUGCACAUAGAUCAAACAUCCCUCUAUGAUGUCUUUUUUUUUCUGGAUGCAUGAGUAUUUGUUCCUAGAAAGCAAAAUUCCUCAUGUGAUCUGAGAAAGAGCGGAGUUGCUGUGCCUUGCUCAAAUGAAUGUCACUCUUUUUAACAGUUUUAUUCACAACUCUGUUCAGAUAUGUUGUAAGCUAAUCACGUUACUCUUGGGGUGUUUUUUUUUAUAAAAAAAUAUAUAUCAGAGUGCCCUCUAGUGGAUUCUUUGCUGUAUUUUUUUGCUCUUAAAUCUAAAGCUCCAAUUUGUUUUCAAAUACAUCAUAUCGUUAAUCUGUGUACAGUGCUUAGCACAUGUUAGACACUUUAUAAAAGAUACAUAAUGAAAUAUAAAUUGAAUUUAAUAACAGAAUGGGGUAUUGUUGUGGUAUCUCUCUCUGCUUUUAUUAGAAUAAUUAUCAAUAUUAAUAAGCCUGAAAAUAAAGUCUGGGUUGGAUGUUCUGAAUCUGACAUGUACCUUUAGUCUGCAAGUUGACAAAUAACUACUGAAUAAUUUUACAUAAAAUUGGAUGCUGAGACAACCUCAGUUCUUGAGUAGCUUGACAAAAUAACAGAAAUGAUCAAGGGCAUGCAUCAGUAGCAACAGCUUAACAAAACAAAUUUAAAAGCUGAUUUUGCAUGGAAGCCACAGUGUCCCCAAAUCUGUUGCUCAUCUCUAUACUAGGAUGCUGUUAAACACUUGUUUGUCCCUAGAGCCUUAGCUACUGUAAUAACACCUCAUGAAACUAAUGAAUAUAGCUAUUCUACAUAUUUUGCUUUAAAACUAAGCAAAAUAUGUAAAUUAACUAUAUUCAUUAGUUUCAUAAUGAAGCUUCUGUCAAGUAUGCCAUAUUAGACAGCAUUUUUAAAUGCAUACUAUAAAAUUGACUUUCCCUUUUUUCCUAUCUAAGUUCCUGAGCCUUACUGAAGAAGAUCUGAAUAAAUUUGAAUCCCUUACAAUGGGUGCAAAGAAGAAGCUCAAGACCCAGCUGGAGUUGGAAAAGUAGGUAUUAAAGAAAACUGGCUUCUUCCAUGUUAUUUCAGGAUCUUUUCCUCCUAAUUUUUCCAGUAAAAAUGCUUGCUGUGGACUUUGCCUAAGGAAAACCCAGAGGUAGAACUGGGUUAAUUCAGCACUAGUUGAAUUAAAACUUUCUUGCAUUUAUACCCCAUGCAUGUGUCUAGAACGAUAAAUCUAAAAAUACCAGUAGCAUAUAUGCAGCUAAUUUUUACUCAAGGGAGACCCAUUGAAAUUAAUAGAAUAGAACCUCUUUAGUGGGCUUACUCUAAGUUAGUUGGAUACCACAUAUACUUUAAAUUAGAGAACCAAUUCAGAUUUAAAUCCAAGUUUAUUUUAAUAAAUUGCUUCCCACACUUCCCUUUUCAUUCCAGGGAAAAGUCUGAGAAACGGACCCUCAAUCCAGCUACAUCUCCUUCCUUGAGCACUGGGGUGGCCAGAGUUCCUCCUACCACUCAUAUUGGUCCUAUCCAAAGCAUUCGUGGUAACCAUACAGCAGGUAAACAGGCUAUGAGGUUUGAAUAUGUAUAUUUCCUACACAGGGAAGAUUGGCGCUUGUCUAAUUCUUGUAACAUACUGGAUAGCAAUGUAGUUCAGGAUAGUCAUACUUAGAAGGGUAGACCCAUUGAAUUAAUAGACUCAAGUUAAUUACUUUCCAUGGAUCUAUUUUUGAGCCUGGCUAACAAUGGCUAUCAGCCAAAUGUACUUGGGAGUCGCAACAGAUUUUGUCUGUCUAAAGAUGACUUAACAGUACCAUUCACAUUACUUGAUUUUUCUUCUUCUCUUCCCUGCCCCCACAAGAGUUACGUGUCGAUGUUGAUCAGCCAACCCUCUCAACCCCCCGCGAAGGAAGCUCUUCAGAAUACUCCAGCUCCUCUUCUAGCCCCAUGGGAAUCCAUACCCGGGAGGAGAGCUCAGACAGUGCUGAGGAGAAUGAGAGACGUAAGGAAAGCUGUCUCGUUGUGUUGCAGCAUCUAACGCAUUUAGGUGACUGGUCGUACCUGACAUCUGUCUAUCUUGUAGGUUUAGAGGUCCACUUGGAAGCCUCAGAAAAGGAGAAGCCAGUAAUGUUAUUGAAUCACUUCAACUCCAGCUCAGCCAGGCCCACUGCUCAGGUUUUACCAGUGCAGAAUGAUGCCGUGUCCAGUCCAUCCGGUCACCACACCUUGCCAGUACAGAUGAUAGCUGCAGGCUCCCCUCACAUCACUCCAAUUAGAAUACUGAACUCUAUGCACAAAUCAGAGCGAGGGAAUACAGACAUGAAGCUCCUUUCGUCAUCUAUGCACUCGCUUUUGUCUUUAGAAGACAGGACAAAAUUCUCACCUGGCACACCUCGAAGUGGCAUCAAGAUGGAGAAGAGCUUUGGAAGUACUGUUGUGGAUGGGAUGCCAGCCUCUCCCCAUCAGCCCAUGCAAGUGCUCUCUGGAGUUUCUGAAAAUGGCUCCUCUACACCUUCAAUUAACUUUGGUCCAAGGACCAAAAUGGUACAUGCUUCCACUCUAGACAGAGUGGUGAAAACAACCCAGCAGCCGGGAAUAAUAGUGGAAACAAGCACCACAGCCACUGUAACUUCCAGCACCGUCUUCCAUGUGGCACGACCCCCCAUAAAACUCCUGGUAUCCUCUUCGGUUCCUACUGAUUCAACCAUUGUGGGGCAGUCUUCCUGCUCCAGUAAUAUGCAAUUCAGUGUGUCCCCAGCAAUAAUAAACCCCCGGACUGCUCUCUAUACAGCCAAUACCAAAGUGGCCUUUUCUGCCCUGAGCAGUAUGCCAGUAGCCCCAAUGCCCAGCAGCAGCUUCUGUGCAAAUAGCAACACUGCCUCUUCUAGCAGUCACCCCUCCACAUCCUUUGCAAAUAUGGCAAACCUACCCAGUUGUCCUGCUCCCAGCUCCAGCCCCACACUUUCAUCAGCUGCCGAGAACAAUUUCUACAACAGCAGUAGUAGUGGCUCAGGAGGAAGUAUCCCAGUACCAAAUCAGAAUCACCACCAUCACCACCACCAUCAGCAGCAGCCUCCUGGAUGCAUGGUGUGCAGUUCCUGUGGCUGUAGUGGGAACUGUGGUUCAAGCGGCAUGACUGUCAGUUAUGCUAAUUACUUCCAGCACCCCUUUUCCGGACCGUCAGUGUUUACUUUCCCAUUUCUGCCCUUCAAUCCACUGUGCAGCAGUGGCUACAUCAACACACAGCAGUACAACAGCAGCUCGGCGUUCCCUAUGGUUCACUCUCCUUACAACAGUGGCAUAACACCAGACUCUGUCAUGAGUGGGCAGUCUACGUUUGCAGUGCCACCAAUGCAAAGCUUUAUGGCAAGUACAGCAGGGGUGUACCAAGCACAGGGGAUGAUGAGCAACAACAGUGGUACAGGCCAUAAAAAGAAUGGGAAUCUGUCCUGUUACAAUUGUGGAGCCAGUGGUCACCGAGCUCAAGACUGCAAGCAGCCACCAAUGGAUUUCAAUCGACAAGGUUAGGAACAUUAUUGGCUUGCCAGAAGUGCAGUUGGUAGAUUGCUCAGAAUACAGGUUUGGCUGCUUGGGGAAAGGGGGUGGUAGAUAAAGGAAAAUCUGAAAAUGGUCAGUAAUUUAAAGUGAUGGCAAGUCUGAGCAUGUACAAGUGGAAUCCACUGUAGGUCUCACACUUUGCCAAUAGUUUGUACUCUUGUGGAUGAGCAGUAGCCCUCUGAAGCAAACCUGAGAGAACCAAAGUACAGGAGUGGUAAAAUGUUGCUCUGCCAUGAGCAUGCAGAGCCAAGAUAGUUUUGUGGGGUAAUAAGGGGUUGGUUUCUUGUGGUAAUAAGCUUUGAGAUUGCUCACGCUCAAAACUGGUAUCCAUGGUGCUCUUGCCUUAUUUCACAUCUACUGCUAAUAUGUUCAUUCCUUAUCUAUGAACAGCAUGGUGCUCAACUGUGUGAUGUGUCAUUGCUUGUGAAAUGUAGACUUCACAAAAGUCUUACACUUGCUGACUUGUAUUUCUCUUCUCCAUGCAGGUACAUUUCGGUUAAAAUAUGCUCCACCAGCUGAAAGUUUAGAUUCCACAGAUUGACAGUAACUCCAUGGACUUCAUUUUUUUGUGUUGGCAAAAGCCCAUGGAGUAAUUACAGAAUUUCAAAUUGGAAUCUGAGAAGUCCACUUGUUGAGCUUAUUAACAUUAUUUUUUUAAUCCAAAGGUGCUCUACUUCACUACACUAGGAAGAAACUGAAGCUUAGGGGUUCAUCAAACCCAUUUUUACUGAUUUGCCAAAAUUAUAACAUGGAUCUUAAAUGUUGGACCUUCCAGAUGGGAGGUGAAACUGGCCAACUACCCUUUUUUGUUGUAAACAAACUCCUGCACUUUUGCUGAAGAAUGUUGCCAUACUUUGAUCUUCUGUGCUGGAAACUCGAACUCCCGGGCAGCUAUGUUGUAAUCUGGAGUGAGAGCUAGAGGUUGACGGUACAGUAGCCAUUUGCCUGCUGGACUCUGACAUUUGAGGCUAGGUAAACAUGUCUACUUUUUCUCAAAAACUAAUCAGGCACUACACUCUGGGAUUUUAAAGGAUUGCACUACAGAAGAAUGUAUAAUUCUAUCUGCACUUUUAGCAGACUGAGAUCAGUGCGAGAGACGUUCCAAUGGUUGGAAAUAGGCACCAGCAGGCUAUGUGAACUUCUAAUAAAGAAAUCUUAACCCUCCCUCUCUUCCAAAAGAACAAAGGUAGACGUUUCAGUUCAUUCUAGAAAUGGUUAUGCUAUGCUUGUCGGCAUUUAUUUGUCAGUCAUGGAUUAAACUUACGUUUCCAAGGGUCUAGUGCCAGAGACUGAGCUCAAACAGGUCUUUAAAAAAAUACUUUUCCUCUACAACUUUCAAAUCUUACCAUAUAUUAGUUUCUGCCACAGGAAACAGUACUCUACCUUUGAAACAGAGUUUUAAAACACAGACUCCUGCAGCAGAGUUUGCAAAUUGUUGCUUUACUUUGCGUAGCAAAAGUCUUUCUACAAGGGCUCUUGCUUACAGGAUAUAGAAGUCACAAAGUAAGAAACAGCUGUAAUAUCUUAACCACAACUCGGGUUUGUAGUCUGCCUCCUUUAUUUGAAAUAUGUAGAGUAUUGGCUUUGAUGUUAACUAGUUAGAAUUCUUUUCCACUAAAGCCAGCAAAGCUCAGAACUGAAACAUUGUAGACCUACCUGGUCAAAAGGAGGCAUACCUUUUUGUAUUCAUGCUGAAUUGGUUGUAGCUAUCUUCUUUCAUUGAUAGGGCUGAAGUUUAAACUGCCCCACAUAGGACAUUUUAGUGGCUGUGCACAAUAUGUUACUAUGGAGGUGGCAAAUGAGUAUUUCUGCUUGAAAGUAUUGUAUGGUUGAAGGUGCAGGGAGGUGGGGUUGGCUGUAUCACUGCACUGCAUAUCCAUGAGGUAGUAAAACAGUGGAUCUUGUGGAAAUAAUGGUAGGAUUGACAGAAAACCAGGUACUCCACUAUUGUUUUCUAUAUCAUCAGAGAUAAGCUCUAUUAUCCUUACCUGUUGCCUUUAAAAACAAACUGGUGUAUUCUCUUGGGUGUAGGCAUUCAGUGGGUUUUGCAUAUUCAACUCUGGGAGAAGCUUAGCAUGAGCUUCCUGUCAUUUCUCAGCUUCAUAGAGACCAAGUCCAAAGUUGUAAAAACACAUGGUUUGUAGCAGCCCUACAUCCAACUUCAGUUAUUUCUAUGCAAUGAAGUGCUAGACUUUCAUAUCCUCAGUUUGGCUUUACCAAAACAGUAUUACAUAUAGGGUUAGAUCCAGCCCACAAUAUUUAAUUAUGCGUGUAAUGACUGAACUUCUGAGACGGCUAAUAGAGGUGGAUACCAUUAGGAAACUUGUAAAACUACCAGAGGUAAUGAGAACUGACAGAGCAAUUUACUUUGCCUUAAUGACCCUGAUUGACAUCAGCAGAAACAUGCCACUCUGUACUAAAUCUGUCAGUUAUUGUUUACUCUUAAAAGUUGGGAGCCUUUCCAUUGGCCCAAAAUGUGCCAAAAGCCAAAUGUAUCAGUUCUUAAACAGAAAUAACCCAACACCAUACAAACUUUCCAGGAUCAACAGAAAGCCUUUAUCAGGCAUUUAAAUUGGAAAGUUUCUAGAAACAUGGCCCCAUGAGCGGUAUGAUGUUCAGAAAUAUAGUUUCCAUUCAUAUAAAAAGAAAGCUGUCUCAGCUAGCUGUUGGGCUGUCAAACAAAACUUUUUAACUUAACUAGUGGACAAGUGGAAUUACCAGGGGAAAGCUUUGGAGAGCCAAUUGCCUUGUUCGUUUCUAAAGGUAAACUGAGACAUACAAAGGCAAGCCUACAUAGUGACUUAAUUUUAUUAAAGCUGUUCUCUACUAUUUCAUCCACAAAGUGGCUGCCAAUGUUUCAUACAGGCAGAGGACUUUGAAGCAAGACUCAAGUGCAAGAGGAAUGGACACUAGCUGCAUAGAUCAUAGUUUGGCUGAAACUUUACACCAGAGAAUGUAACUUGCGUCAUGAAGAGAGCAUAAAACAGAACCAUCAAAAGCCCUUGUCUGUAUGAAACAAACUAUGUACUAAAAACUGGCAUGGCAAACUGCUGGAGAAUUGCUAUUUGCAAAUAACUAAGGUUUCAACUCGGCAUGACUUAAUGGGAAAUUUCUCGAGCAGUAUGCGGGUCCAUGCCUGAACAAAGAAGGGUCUUUCUUAAUUAUGUCAAACCCUUUUUUUCAUGCCAGCCUAGAAUUCUGUUAGAGACACCCAGAUAAAAGGCAAGUUAUUCAAUGGGUACAAUACCAUUUUAUGGGAAAAGCCCUAAACUGAGGCCAACUUAAUUAUUUUAAGGUGGGAGGGAAGGGUGGGUAUUUUGUUUUGCUUCUGAAUAGACACUUAAGCUGCUUUACUUAGAUAUGGCCAAAGGCAGAAUUAAAAUAGUAAUUCAGAAAGCAACAAAUAUUCAAACAAUUUUUACUCUUCCAACUACCUUUGGAACUAUUUCUGCAUACUAACAUAUUAUAAACAUAGGAAGAGCCUAUGUCUUGCAGCACAGGUUAACAUCUUUCUUUUCAGAAAUAACUUUCCAUUAGGAAUGAAGGAAACACCUCUGCCCAUUUCGAGCCAUUUCUUUUACAUUAUAUUACAAAUGUGCAUGUAACUUUAUAUAAAUAUUAAAAGUUUUGUAAAUAUUUAAUAUCCACCUAAUUUGAUUUUGAAUUGUAAAUGUCAAGUAUUCUGGUAUUUGAAUUUUUAUGUUUUAUUAUACUUUGUUAAAGGUAAAAUUGUACAUUUUUAGAAUGUUUUUAUCUGAGUAAAUUUAAUGUACUGAACAAAAAUUAAAGACUAUAGUAGUGUCUUUUCAGACAUCCUCACUUUUAAUAUUUUUUUUUCCAUUUUCAGUGGGAGGCUAAAGAAAACUUACUGCAAGCGCAGCAGGUUCAACCAAAGGCUAACAUAAACAUGCAUUGUCUCAAAUGUGGCAGCUGUAGACAGGUACUGCAGAGCUAUCCAACAGCAUUAUCUGCAAGUUGUCCAUUUUAGGUAGGUGCUCUGAAGGGUACAGAAAAGCCACACUGCAGCCUGGGAUAUCAGUUUCUUCCGUCAGGAGCUUUUCCAUGUUCUCAUACAGGUACUUAAUUCUCAGUUUCAUUUGGAAUCCAGUAUCUUGCCCACACUCAGAACGCAGGCAGUGUUGUUUUUCAUAGCUCAAGCAUCCUCACAAGUGUCAUUAGUAUGGCCACAGAAUCUCCUACUUUUGUGACAAUGUUCUAUUCUGCAACAGUAAAGGAAUCUGAGCCAAAGUUGUAGGAGGCUGAAGGCUUUUGUUCAAUUCUGUCUACUGCUCUUCAUAUACAGCAUUAAGAUCGUUUUAAAAUGGACUUGUAUAUAAGCUUAACUUCUAAUCAAGUUGAGAUGGAAUCAUC